Ruditapes philippinarum (Manila clam) is the source of this 1313-nucleotide messenger RNA. Its product is annotated as sex peptide receptor-like. NCBI's taxonomy places the organism in Eukaryota, Metazoa, Mollusca, Bivalvia, Venerida, Veneridae. The record is from RefSeq and is a predicted model, not a curated record. Bases 1 to 1071 code for a protein of 356 amino acids. The transcript has a single exon. Gene Ontology annotation, molecular function: G protein-coupled peptide receptor activity. Gene Ontology annotation, cellular component: membrane. Gene Ontology annotation, biological process: G protein-coupled receptor signaling pathway.
AUGGAUGAAUAUUUUAAUUCAACUUUAUCAACGCAUAAUGCGGUUGAUAUUUCCUACUUAUUGCAUCUUUCAUCACAGUUUCCACUUUAUGGAGGUUAUCCUGAAGUGUUUGGAUACAUUCUUCCGCCAGUGAUAGUGUUGACAUUAGUCACUAAUUGUCUCGUUAUAACAGUGUUGAUUAAGAAGGAAAUGCGCACCCCAACUAAUGUUAUAUUAGCUGGACUAGCUUUCAGUGAUAUGAUGUGCGGAGUGAUAAUUUUUCCUGUAUUCUUCAACUUUUUUACUCUAGGAAAAUAUAACGAAAUAGUGCCGUUUGACUGGUGUCUCCCGUAUCAAGUAUUAAUAGUUCUAGCUUCAGGGUUUCAUAAUAUAUCUGUGUUACAGACAGUUGCCUUGGCAACACAAAGAUAUAUUUUCAUAUGUGUGCCGAAAGCGCGUUCAAAAUUAAAUUAUUUCAAUGCAUUAAAAGUAGUCGUUAUUUUACAUAUCAUCGGACUAUUUGCUCAUGCCGGAAGGUUUCUUGAUACUUACUUUGUACCAGCCUUUGCUUAUCAGUCAAUUUCACCAGACUAUUAUUUUAACUCAAACAAUAUCGGAUGCAUAACAGUUUUCCGUGACUGGGUCAAACCGAAUUUGGAGUUAUACGUUAAUGUAUAUUUCAUACUGCGUGCAACGUGCUUUGGAAUUUUGCCAUGCAUCAUUUUAACAAUUUUAACUACGUUGUUGAUAAAAUCAAUGACGUCACAAAGAAUGAAGAGAAGACGUUUAUUUAGAGGAAGGGGAAUAUGUGAUGGUCUUAAUCAACAAGACAAACAAAACGUGAGGACAACUUUACUGUUGAUUGUGGUGGUUGGUAUACAUUUAUUCUGUGAAAUUCCUAACUCUGUGGUUCUAUUUAUAGACGCCGUUGAAGCUGCAAUUGAUUUGUAUAAUGUGUCGAAUGCAAAAUUAAUUGUAAUAAGCAUAUCUAAUAUAAUGGUGAUAUUAAGUUGUCCAGUGAAUAUUUUCAUCUAUUGUGGAAUGAGCAUGAAAUUCAGAACAACGCUGAAACAAAUGUUAAAGUGUAGAUAAAGAUAUCGUGAUAAAAGAAAACGUUGACUCAUAUGUGCAAUGUACUUUUUUGAGGAUAACAUUUGCUAUGAAAUGUGUCACAUGUGCUAAUAACAAAAAGGAUUCAAGUUAAAAAAAAUAAACCGGUAUUUGACUUUUUGUAUUAUGUAUUUAUUCGGAUUUUAUCCUAAUACACUACAAUGUAUCACUCACUUAGUUAUGACUUUAUAUACAUUAUUUAUUCAUCUGUGAUUAAAGGCUUA